Triticum turgidum subsp. durum (durum wheat) is the source of this 1518-nucleotide messenger RNA. Lineage: Eukaryota; Viridiplantae; Streptophyta; Magnoliopsida; Poales; Poaceae. The record is from the annotation of a GenBank genome assembly.
AUGCCGAGGGCCGUCAGGAUCCGCGGCGACGAGCCGGAGACGGAGCGGAGAGCGAAGAGGCGAAACGUGGCAGGGGAGGAGGAGGAGGAAGGGACAGCUCUCCGCUCCACGAGCCCUAGAUCUCCCGGCGACCGCGUGGAUCGGAGGAGGAGGAGGAGGAGGAGGAGGAAGGGAGCUGUUCGGACUUCCCACCCAGAGAUGCUCUUCGCGGUCUUCGAGCCUGACAAAGAUCAAUCAGAAGGAAAACAAGAUCGUGUGUACGAUGUGGACGAGUCGGUGACGGAGGAAUCCUCCGAUCCACCCAGCCCUCCGAUCUACGAACCCUACAUCCCCGACGAGCUGGUUGAUGAUCCGGACAUACUCGCUGCCUUCGACUACGCCAAGGCCAAUUACGAAGCAGAAAAGUCACCUUCUUGCUUGUUCGAUGACCAUCGCUUUCUACCUAUUCGUGAACGGGCAACGGGUGCAGUACUUCUUGCUGCUAAAUCCGUCGUUUUACUGUCAUCAUUUCUAGGGAGUCAGCCACUCAACAAGUGUUGUGGUUUGUGGUUUCAAAGGAACGACAGAAGCAAAACCGCCCAUGUUUUGACGUCUGCGCAUCUCAUUCGUGAAAAGAAUCCCUCCGUGAAGAACCAUUGGAAAUCGCAGUGGAUAGGAAAAUAUCAUCGUGGCGCUGAGGUCAAUGUUCACUUCCUCGACAAAAGAGUUGUACCAGGCCAACUUGUCUAUCUUCAGGAGCAUUAUGAACUUGCUCUUUAUGAGGUUAAAGUGAAUAAACCAGUUCAGCUGCCCACUUUUAAUGACUGUGUGCGUUCUGGUAAAGAUGUUUUUCGACUUGGAAGAGAUGAAAAUCUAGAUCUGAAGAUAACACAUGGUAUGGCAGCCUAUGAGGUUCCAUCUUGGUAUGAAAGAUGCCACUACAUGUAUUUUUGUCGUGAUGCAUCUAGUCGCAAACUGCUUGCUGAUGAUGGAGGACCGAUCAUUGACUUAGAAGGGAAGGUUGUGGGUUUAGUUAAUAAUCAUAUCAAUGAGACAUUCAUACCUUCGUCCAUAUUGCAUAAGUGCUUCGAUUUUUGGAGAAGAUUCGAUUGUAUGCCUCGCCUUCAUCUUGGAAUGACGUUCACUUCAAUCAAGCAUUUAGAUCCUAUCUCUAUUGAGAGAAUGACUCGAGAUCAUAACAUCGAGUCCGGUCUUAUUGUUGAACAGGUGUCUAAAGGAUCGCAUGCUGAGAAAAUUGGAAUUCGUGAGGGUGAUGUUAUUGAAAGCUUUAAUGGAAAGUACAUUUCUACUACAAUCGAGUUGGAGCAGAUGUUGAUAGACAUAUGCUGGGAACAUUUUGAUCAAGGAAAAGAUUUAUAUGCUGAAAAAGAUGUUUCGGUGAAAAUAUUUGAUGCCAUCAAACAUCGCCGGAGAACUAGAAACUUGACUGUAAUUGUAUCGGAUCUUGGAGAAGACAUUGUGAAAGGCACUUACCCUAUCAUGGGUAAAGAAGCCAUGCCAGUCUCUUAUGAUUCUUGA